Molecule: messenger RNA, 558 nt
Organism: Amoebophrya sp. A120
Lineage: Eukaryota; Dinophyceae; Syndiniales; Amoebophryaceae
Source: the annotation of a GenBank genome assembly
GUUUUUCGCAUGACAAACUGCGUUUUUGCAUGACAGGCAAAGGCGUCUCUUUUUGGACACGCAUCACAAACUUUGUGGUCAUUCCAGACCUAGACAUACUAGACUAUUACGCCGGCGUCCAGGACGCCGGCGAUAGGUCGUCUAGUAAAUCUAAAUCUAAACAGGAGAAAACUUGGCGACCGAGCGUGGGGGUGGAGGCUAGUCGAAGGAGUCCAGCUAUUGGGAUUCUGCUUGCGGAAACGCGUUCACUAUUCGAACCCAUUCGGGGGGUUUUAGCAUGACAGAACGGGCCCGCGCUUGCUAGUGGCGCCCUUCUCUAGUAGCUGCGGCCCGCAUUAAUGGAGGACGCGCUCGCUUUCGCUCUAGGUAGGGCUUCUAGGUAGCAAGCUCUUGCACCGCCCGGGGCGAGUGCGCUCUUGCACCUGCUCUGCAAGUUGCAGCCUUUAGUGCAAGUUGCCGCCUGCGUCGCGACUUGCACCUGCCCGCAUGCAAAAAAGCGCCCGGCUGUUAGCAGUGCUACAAUCAAAGUAACGUCGAAGCCGCACUUGUAACAUACCC